AUGUCAACAAGAAAAUUAAGUUUAUUUAAUAGAUGGAAAAAUCAAGCAUUGGCUGACACGGCUUUAGAUGGAAUUAGUGAAGAAGAAAUGAUUGAAUAUAAAGAAGCUUUUCGAUUAUUUGAUAAGGACGGGAACGGAUCAAUUUCCUCAAAAGAAUUGGGUGUAGCAAUGCGCUCUUUAGGUCAAAAUCCAACAGAACAAGAAUUAUUAGAUAUGGUAAAUGAAGUUGAUAUUGAUGGAAGUGGAAAUAUAGAUUUUGCUGAAUUUUGUCAAAUGAUGAAAAGAAUGAAUAAAGAAAAUGAUAGUGAAAUGAUUCGAGAAGCCUUUAGAGUUUUUGAUAGAGACGGGAAUGGAUAUAUUACAGCAGAUGAAUUUAGAUAUUUUAUGACGACUAUGGGGGAACAAUUUAGUGAAAAUGAAGUUGAUGAAAUUAUUGAGGAAGUUGAUAUUGAUGGGGAUGGACAGAUAAAUUAUGAAGAAUUCGUUAGAAUGAUGACUUCUUAA
Messenger RNA from Meloidogyne enterolobii, 504 nucleotides. Lineage: Eukaryota; Metazoa; Nematoda; Chromadorea; Rhabditida; Meloidogynidae. The record is from the annotation of a GenBank genome assembly.